Messenger RNA from Oppia nitens, 3763 nucleotides. RefSeq lists its product as uncharacterized. The record is from RefSeq and is a predicted model, not a curated record. Lineage: Eukaryota; Metazoa; Arthropoda; Arachnida; Sarcoptiformes; Oppiidae. Gene Ontology annotation, molecular function: oxidoreductase activity, acting on CH-OH group of donors; oxidoreductase activity, acting on paired donors, with incorporation or reduction of molecular oxygen; iron ion binding. The transcript is spliced from 9 exons. The coding region runs from base 68 to 3763 and encodes 1231 amino acids.
AAUUAAUACACAACUUAACUAAUAAAUACUUUUAGAUAUAUUGUAUAGAAUUUUUAUAAAAAUUAAAAUGUUAUCAAAAGUUUUAAUAUUUAUAUUAUUAAUUAAUAUAGAUUUUGUUGUUUUUUCUGAAUCAAUAGAGAAAACAAUUCAAGGACAUUGUACCAAAUUUGAAGAUUUAGCCAUAACUCCAAUGCAAUACUCUGAAUGUACUUUUUUGAAUUUGUUUGAAUGUAUCAGUGAUGCGGACAGUAGUGUAGACAUUGUUGAGAUAUUGAUGCCCGAAGUUAUCAACAAUACUAUGACAUGUAAUGGUAUUAUAACCGACAACCAUAAGGACAAUCCGUUUGAUUUGGUGUUAAGUAAUGGCGAAAUACAUAAAGUUGUUUAUAGCAAAUAUAAUCUUAUUGUAACUAUAAUUGACGGUGAUACCUACUAUCGUGAAGUUGGACUAUUCAAUGAUGGUCCCUGUGCUGGAUCUAAACUACAAGGUUGGUCCAUAUAUUUGCCACCCGAAGGCCAAUGUAUAACCAAACCGAUGACCACUUCAAAGCCACUGUUCGAGCACUUGAAGAUUACCGGCAACUGUAAGGCCACUUGUAGUGGACGUACGCUUUUUUCAUACAAACCUGGAAUUGUACCUGUUGAUAACAUCAUUGAAGAUAUUAAUAAUAAAUAUUAUGAUUAUAUUGUAGUCGGUUCGGGAGCUUCGGGUACAACAGUGGCCGCCCGGUUGGCUGAAAAUAGCCAAACAAGUGUAUUAUUGUUGGAAGCGGGCGGCAAACAAAACUUAUACAAUGAUAUUCCGGCAUUUGAACCGAAACUAACCGAAACCGACCAAAACUGGAAUUAUCCUAUUGUUAGCCAAAAAUAUUCAUAUUUAGGUUAUGUAGACAAUAGGGUAAACAUACCGCAGGGCCGAGUAUUGGGCGGAUCGACAGCCAUUAACUCAAUGAACUACUAUCGCGAAUGUCCCGACUAUUACCGAUUGUGGUCCGAUAUAACCGGUCUGAAAGGUUGGACUUUUGACGAUGUUUUGCCAUUUUUUCUGAAAACCGAAAACAAUUUGGACAACAAUUUAGUUACCGCUGAGCGCAGUUAUCAUAGAUCUGGUGGACAAUUGACAGUAACCACACCUACUAUUGAUGAAAUUUUUAAACAUUAUAUAAUUGCAUCGGAAAAAUUGGGCUACAAUUGGACACACAUGGAUGGUAGGCAACCAAUGGGAACAACACUCAUCCAAAAUACUAUCGAUGAUCAGGGAUGUCGUCAAUCAAUUUCAAAAGUAUUUCUCGACGUAAAUAAAAAUAAAAAUUUAAAAGUUUUGGUUAACUCUUUGGUAACAAAAAUAUUGUUUGACGAUAAAAAACGGGCGAUCGGUGUUGAAGUACUCGGAAAUGAUGACCUAAAGCACAAUGUUUUUGUCAAUAAGGAAGUGAUUAUAAGUGCCGGUGCUAUAGGCAGUCCUCAGCUGUUGAUGCUAUCGGGUAUCGGACCGGCAGAUCAUUUAAAACAAAUGGGUAUUCCUCUGGUUUCUAAUCUAAAAGUUGGCCAUAAUAUGAUUUAUUCGCCAUUUAUUCAAGCGAUUCAAUUUGAUAUAAUCAAUCAAUCGCUUGUCGACAAACCAUUGGAAACAUUUGACAAUAUUUACAAAUUUUUGGUCAACCAUUCCGGACCCUUAAGUCAGAAUUCAUUGGGUGUGACCUGUUUUCCGGAACUGCCAUACAAUAGCAGUACGUAUCCACAACUGAGCAACGGUUGUAUAUUACUACGAACCGGUUAUGUUGGUUCAGAUUUUGAUACAUUAGUUGCCCCAUACAAACAACCUGACCGAUGGCGCAAAUUUUAUCGGCCAUACCUAAAUCGUAGCAGUUUUCCUAUUUAUGCGACACUGAAACGCGCAAAAAGUACUGGUCGUAUACAACUAGCAUCGGCUACCGAUCCUCGCCAACCACCACUAAUUGAUCCGUGUCAAUUUUGUAAUAAAAACGACAUUGAUGAUCUGGUUAAAACAUUGAAAUUAGCAUUGAACAUCUACCAAAGCCCGUCAAUGCAAAAAUAUAUUCAAUUAUAUAGAUAUCCGGUUCCCGGUUGUAAUCCAUGUUCGGACAAUUAUUUUUGCGACAAUUAUCUCAAAUGUAUUAUCCAAACAAAUACCGAUUAUGUAUCACCGAUGGGCGGCUGCCGUAUAGGUCUAUCACCCGAUGAUCAAACCGGUGCUGUUGUCGAUGAAAAUUUCAAAGUAUAUUUUACUCGACAUUUUGAUUAUUGGUCAAAACGGGGUAUAACUGGUCCGAAACCAGUCAUCGGUUUCGGCAAUAAUCUGCCGCUAAUAUGGCGCACGCGGGCCGAUGUCGAUGUCCAGCGUAUGAAUAAAUAUGGACACAUAUAUGGUUACUUUGACGGCAAUCUACCGGUGCUUAUGAUUGUUGAACCAAAUCUCGUCAAACAAAUCUUUGUGAAAAAUUGGCCAAACUUUAUAAAUCGGGCAAAUCGUGCCGUUUUAAGUACACGACAACAUCCUAUACUCUGUCACAAUAUAGAUGAAGCUGAAGGUCGGGACUGGAAACGGAUCCGAUCUAUAAUGAGUACAGCUUUUACAUCGGCAAAGAUCAGGUCAAUGAUGCCAAAGGUUAGACAGUGUUUGAAACAAUUGACAACAGUUAUGGACAGGUAUGCCGCCAGUGGACAGACAAUCAAUAUGAAAGAAAUGUUUGAAAACUCAGUGUUGGACACCGUAGCCGCCACUGUCUACUCUAUUGACUUGAAUUGUGCGGUUACUCCGAACCACCCGUUUAUCAUAAAUAUAAAUCAGAUUUUGAAUCCCAAAUGGUAUCGUACGCUAGCAUUGCUUAUAUUACCGCAGUUUGUCCUUAAGUUGAUUGGUGUUAAUCUACUGACCGACGAAACGUCCAACGAGUACUUCUUUCAACUGACCCGUCAUAUUAUAAGUCAGCGAAAAGCCAACACUGAGACGGGUGGUAGUAGUGGUGGUAAGCGCUGGGACUUUAUUGAGUUGCUUAUGGAGGCCCACGCUGUUGAAGACCAGACUAUUAAUGAUAACAAUAAAACAGCUGAAGAUAACUAUAAACUCUAUGAAAAGGGUAUGACUAAAUACUUGACCGACGACGAGGUCAUAGCCAACGCCUGGUUUCUGACUGUUGGCGGCUAUGGAGUGACAGUUAUUACCCUAUCGUUUGCAACCUAUGAGUUGGCCUGUAAUCAAAGUCUUCAGCAAAAACUUUACGAUGAGAUUAAGACAGUCGUCAUCAAUAAUGACAAUGACGACCGACAACUAGAUGUCAAUCGGCUGCAAAAUCUACCGCUACUCGAGGCAGUCGUAUGCGAAACACAGCGCUUGCAUUCGCCGGCUCUCAUUGAAGGCCGGAUUGCCGAAAACGACUAUCCAAUGGACGGCCAACAAACAGGUAUAACUAUCAAAGCCGGAGAAGCCGUAGAAUUUGGCAUUUAUGCGAUGCAUAUGAAUGCCGACUACUAUCCAAACCCCGAACACUUCAAUGUCGACCGUUUUCUACCGGAAAAUCGUAAUCAACUGAAUUCCUAUGCAUUUCUACCGUUUGGUUUGGGUCCGCGACAGUGUAUUGCCAAACGGUUUGCAAUGAUUAAUAUGAAACUAACACUCGCGACAUUGGUAUUGAAAUACCGAUUCAAUACAUGUUCACAAACAGAUAUACCGCCCAAAGUAAUGAUAAGUAGUUUUUCAAAUAAACCAAAACGUAUUAAUUUGAAAAUUCAAGCUAGAUAA